Hippoglossus stenolepis (Pacific halibut) is the source of this 3540-nucleotide messenger RNA. Its product is annotated as proline-rich extensin-like protein EPR1. Gene Ontology annotation, biological process: inner mitochondrial membrane organization. NCBI's taxonomy places the organism in Eukaryota, Metazoa, Chordata, Actinopteri, Pleuronectiformes, Pleuronectidae. The coding region runs from base 148 to 2949 and encodes 933 amino acids. Gene Ontology annotation, cellular component: mitochondrion; MICOS complex. The transcript is spliced from 10 exons. The record is from RefSeq and is a predicted model, not a curated record.
GCCAAUAGGAGCAGCUAUAGUUGUGAGUCGGCGGUGGGAAGGGCAGAUAUCGGUGUGCAGCAGACUUGUGUGAUCCACGUUGUUUGGUGGAUUAAGUAUUUACAGUAACGCUCCUGGUUGACAGACUGGUGCAGAGGUGGUGUGUGGAUGGGGGGAAACAGCCAUAGUCACCUCUCCCGAGAAGAGGGUGAGGCAGGCGGAGUAGCGUUUGUGAAGGGCAUCCGGCUGUCGGACCGAGUCAUCAACCGGAUGAAACAGCCUUCAGUGGUCAGCCCUCACCUCCCACAGAAUGGAGUUCCUCCUCUACACUCACCUGAAUCACCCGCUCCACCCUCCGCCCCCUCUGUUGAUGACAUACUGCCACUCCUGACACCUCCUCCUGUUUUGUUCAUCUCACCUCAACCACCUCUUCCUCCUCAGGAAGCCCCAUCCACGGCUCCAUCACUGGAACUUGCUUCUCCUCCUCCGCCUGUAAAACUAGUGCCUCCUCCUCCUGUAAAGUUUCACUCCCUUCCUACCACUCUGGAAUCUGAAGCAACAGCUCCUGCUCCUCCUCCACCUGAAGAGACAAAAACUACACCUUUACCUGACCCUGUUGUCUUAGCCCCACCUCCUCCUCCAUCCCCACUUUCUCCACCAGUCGCUACAAAUGUGGAGCCUGCACCUUCUCCUCCACUGGGUCCUCCUGCAGCGGGGCCAGUCGUUCUACCUCCCCCUGAACCCCUCGUCAUAGCACCAGAAAUUCCAUCUUCUACACCAACUAUUGCAGAACAAGUCGUUGAACCUUUUGUCCUUCCUCCACCUGUGGAGUCGCCCCCAGCAGCUGCAACUCCACCUGAACCUUUAGCUCCAUCUCUGCUCUCUGAAACUGUGAAACCAGCUCAUCCACCUGCUGAACCUGCUGCUGCUGCUCCUGCUGUCGAACCUCUUGAAACUGUCGUCCCUUCAACCCUACCUGUUGAGGCAGUUCAACCUCCACCCACUGUUGAACUACAUCUUCAGCUGGAGCCUGUAGUCCUGCCUCCUCCAGCUGAAGAAGUGACUCCAGUUGUGGCUCCAGCUGUUGAUUUACCUCCUCCAGCUGAAGUUGUGGCACCAGCUGUUGUUUUGCCUCCUCCAGUUGUGGCUCCAGCUGUUGUUUUGCCUCCUCCAGCUGUAGAAGUGACUCCAGUUGUGGCUCCAGCUGUUGAUUUGCCUCCUCCAGUUGAAGUAGUGACUCCAGUUGAGGCUCCCACUGUUGAUUUGCCUCCUCCAGCUGUAGAAGUGACUUCAGUUGUGGCUCCCACUGUUGAUUUGCCUCCUCCAGCUGUAGAAGUGACUCCAGUUGUGGCUCCAGCUGUUGCUUUGCCUCCUCCAGUUGAAGUAGUGACUCCAGUUGUGGCUCCAGCUGUUGAUUUGCCUCCUCCAGCUGUAGAAGUGACUUCAGUUGUGGCUCCCACUGUUGAUUUGCCUCCUCCAGCUGUAGAAGUGACUCCAGUUGUGGCUCCAGCUGUUGCUUUACCUCCUCCAGCUCUAGAAGAGACUCCAGUUGUGGCUCCAGCUGUUGAUUUGCCUCCUCCAGCUGUAGAAGUGACUCCAGUUGUGGCUCCAGCUGUUGCUUUACCUCCUCCAGCUGUAGAAGUGACUCCAGUUGUGGCUCCAGCUGUUGAUUUGCCUCCUCCAGCUGUAGAAGUGACUCCAGUUGUGGCUCCAGCUGUUGCUUUACCUCCUCCAGCUGUAGAAGUGACUCCAGUUGUGGCUCCAGCUGUUGAUUUGCCUCCUCCAGCUGUAGAAGUGACUCCAGUUGUGGCUCCAGCUGUUGAUUUGCCUCCUCCAGCUGUUGAAGUGACUCCAGUUGUGGCUCCAGCUGUUGAUUUGCCUCCUCCAGCUGUAGAAGUGACUCCAGUUGUGGCUCCAGUUGUUGAUUUACCAACUCCCUCUCCUCCUGCUGUGGCUCCAGUUGCUGAUUCUCCACCUCCAUGUGCACUGGUUCCACCUCCAUCUCCUCCCGCUGAAUCAGUGACUCCAGCUUUGCCUCCAGCUGUUGAUUCUCCACCUCCAUGUGAACUGCUUCCACCUCCUCCAGGGCCAGCAGCAGCAGCCCCCCCUCUUGCUCCAGAGCUCACCUUUGAAGAGCCCUGCCCGCCCUGUCACUGUGUGGAGCUGGCCGUCGUGCCUGCUGAUGCACCUCUGGUCAGUGACCCCCUCGUGGAGCUUCUAAUGCCAACUCUGUCUGAGCCACCUCCACGUGAUACAGCUCCAGCUCCUGAAGAGUCCGCCCCCAUCCUGUCUCUGCCCCCUGUUGUUGAGGAUGAAGUCAUCUCAGUGGCUCCACCUGCAAAAACGUUGCCUGUUUCUCCUGAAGUGGUGGAGGGAGAACUGAGGCAGAAGAUCCAUGAGGAGAUGCAGAGAAGUCUGGAGGACGAGAUCAACCAGAAGAGACAGGAGCUGCUGCUACAACUGGUGGAGAUGAGGGCUCUGGCUCAGGUGGAGGCCACGGCUGCAGCUCAGGCUCAGGUAGAGGAGCAGGUGAAGAAGACACUGGGGGCGGAGAAGUCGGCGCAGAUGGAGAAGCUGACGGACGCCAUCAUGAAGGAGCGAAUGAGGACGGAGGACCAGAGGCUCAUGGUGCAGCUUUAUAGGAUGGAGGUGAAGGCUCAUCAGCUGGAUGAGAAGGAGAAACAGCUGCAGAAACGAGAUGCUCUCUACCAGGAACACAUCGCAAAACUUGAAACGAAGUGCACUGAGUUUUAUAAAGUGACUGCAGAGAGCUUCCAGAAGGGCAAAGAGGAGACACACCAGCGGUUUGCGCGUUUCGACAGGCAGCCGGUGUGUGGAGACCUGCAGAGUCAGAUUCUAAAAUGCUACAAGGAAAACACAGGGAAAACUCUGUCUUGCUCGAGCAUAGCCUCAGCCUACAUGCAGUGUGUGGACAACACCAAGAAAAAUAAGUUGAGCACUGGAGGUUAACAUUAACCAAGCGAUGAAGACGACUGACAUAUUUACUGCUGCAGUGAACAAACGAUGAAGGACAGAAAUCAACACACGGAUGGGUUACCGAUAAUACAAUUUAUAUGGAAAUAGAAAAAAUGCCACAUGCCAAAUGGCAAAGUGACUUUUCUGGUCUGGUACUGGUGUCACAAACACAUAGAGUUUAAUUUUACACUUCAUGUCUGUGACCUUGUUGGUUCUUGGAAUCAUCCUUAAACCUUUUAUGCCAACACAGCAACAAGUCAGGAGGAUAUUUCUAAGUGCUUGUCUGUGUUAAUAAGGCAAAACAUAACAGAAGCAUUAGAGUAAAGUUUGCUGCACAUGGUUUUCAUUUUGAGUGUGAACACUGUAUGAGAAGCAGUAUAUACUAAAUAUGUAUGUGUGCCUUGAAGCUAGUAAUCAGACUGCAGAUGCAUGAGAGAACUGUUAGAGGAGCAGAGGUGUGAUAUAACAAAGACUCGUUGCUUGUUGAAGUUUAUGUACGUCGAUGAUUUCAGGGAAUCUUCACCUUCAACUUCUCAUUCUCAAAGUCUGGUGGAUGCACAAAAUAAUAAAAAGGUUCGAUGAAAA